CCCAGCUAUGCCAGCUAUGCCAGCUAUACCAUAGCAGCCAUACACUGUACAGUAGCCAUACAGUAAACCAUAGUAGCUCUGCAUUCUGCUCGACAAUGGACGCAUGCAGGACUACCGGUAUGGCCCCCUUCCACACCAUUCGGCCCACCUGGGUAGCUAUUUCGAUCCACUCAACAAGAUUACCGCUGUUUACUGCUCAUGGUCAUGGUUUACCGCUUGUCCUUCCUCCUUCCACCCUGUCAUGAUGUGGUUUAAAAGGCUCAUCCUCGCCGUCUCAUUGUCCUGACCAUUCCACAUCCUCAAUCCACCAAUUCACUCUCCUACCACAACCAAUCCCCCAAAAUCAACAAUCCGUAGCCAUGGCUCCCAGAAUCGCUAUCGUCUACUACUCGAUGUACGGCCACAUCAAGCAAUUGGCCUUGGCUGAGAAGAAGGGUAUUGAGGCUGCCGGUGGUAGCGUCGACCUCUACCAGAUCCCCGAGACCCUCUCCGAGGAUGUCCUCGCCAAGAUGCACGCACCCGCAAAGGACGCUGAUGUCAAGGUCCUCGACAACCCCUCCAUCCUCGAGGAGUACGAUGCUUUCCUCUUCGGUAUCCCCACCCGCUACGGUAACUUCCCCGCCCAGUGGAAGACCUUCUGGGACAAGACCGGCAAGCAGUGGGCCAACGGCUCCUACUGGGGCAAGUACGCUGGUGUCUUCAUCUCCACCGGCACCAUGGGUGGUGGCCAGGAGUCCACUGCCAUCGCCGCCAUGUCCACCCUUGCCCACCACGGCAUCAUCUACGUUCCUCUCGGAUACAAGAACACCUUCGCCCAGCUCGCCAACUUGACCGAGAUCCACGGUGGAUCCCCAUGGGGUGCCGGUACCUUCGCCGCCGGCGACGGGUCCCGCCAGCCCACCGCUCUCGAGCUCGAGAUCGCCGAGCUCCAGGGCAAGGGCUUCUACUCCCAAGUCUCCAAGGUCUCCUUCGCGUGACUACAUGAUGGUGCGCAGGACAAGCAGGCCACAGAGGGAGCCACUACACAAGACACCUCCUCCGCAGCAGCAGCACCCGCCGCCGCGAAGAAGACAGAGGCAUCCGGUCCCCAGGAGAAGACGUCCGAGAAGGACGACGAGGGUCCCUGUGGAUUGCCCAAAAAGUGCGAGGUCAUGUGAGGCGCCUCUCUGUUCAAUGUGUAGUCUCUCUUUUCCCACUUGUUAUAAAACCCG
Molecule: messenger RNA, 1211 nt
Organism: Aaosphaeria arxii CBS 175.79
Lineage: Eukaryota; Fungi; Ascomycota; Dothideomycetes; Pleosporales
Product: benzoquinone reductase
Exons: 4
Coding region: 360-977 (205 amino acids)
Molecular function (GO): FMN binding; NAD(P)H dehydrogenase (quinone) activity
Source: RefSeq, a predicted model, not a curated record